GUCCUGCCGCGCUGACGGCGAGGCCGCACCGGAGCGCAGCGCCAUGGCGAGGGAAGAGUGCAAGGCGCUGCUGGACGCGCUCAACAGGACGACCGCGUGCUACCACCACUUGGUGUUGACCGUCGGCGGCUCGGCGGACUCGCAGAACCUGCGGGGGGAGCUGCAGAAGACGCGCCAAAAGGCGCAGGAGCUGGCGGGGGCCGCCUGCGCCCGGCUGACGGUCGCGCUGCGCGACCGGGGCUUGGUCGCCGAGGAGCGCUCCGAGUUCGAGCGCCUGUGGGUGGCGUUCUCCGGCUGCCUAGACCUGCUGGAGGCCGACAUGCGACGCGCGCUGGAGCUGGGCACCGCCUUCCCGCUGCACGCGCCGCGGCGGCCGCUGGUGCGCACCGGGGUGGCCGGCGGCUCUGCGGGCGUGGCGGCGCGCGCCCUGAGUGCCCGCAGCCUCCGGCACGAGGCACAGGGCGACUUCGACGUCGCGGACCUGCGCGAGCUGGAGCGCGAGAUCCUUCAGGUGGGCGAGAUGAUCCACAACAUGGAGAUGAAGGUCAACGUGCCCCGCUGGACCGUGCAGGCCCGGCAGGCGGCGGGCGCCGAGCUGCUGUCCAGCGCCAGCGCAGGUGCCUCCUCGGCCGGGGUCGUGUCUGUGGAGGAGCGCGCGGGGCCCUGCGACCCCAGCAAGGCCCUGGCCGCCACCGUUUUCAGCGCCGUGCUGUUGGCGGCGGUGGCCCUAGCCGUGUGCGUGGCGAAGCUGAGCUGA
Propithecus coquereli (Coquerel's sifaka) is the source of this 757-nucleotide messenger RNA. RefSeq names its product regulator of G protein signaling 9 binding protein (gene RGS9BP). The transcript has a single exon. Gene Ontology annotation, biological process: G protein-coupled receptor signaling pathway; detection of light stimulus involved in visual perception. The record is from RefSeq and is a predicted model, not a curated record. Lineage: Eukaryota; Metazoa; Chordata; Mammalia; Primates; Indriidae. The coding region runs from base 44 to 757 and encodes 237 amino acids. Gene Ontology annotation, cellular component: photoreceptor outer segment; neuron projection.